Messenger RNA from Aspergillus bombycis, 288 nucleotides. RefSeq lists its product as uncharacterized. NCBI's taxonomy places the organism in Eukaryota, Fungi, Ascomycota, Eurotiomycetes, Eurotiales, Aspergillaceae. The coding region runs from base 1 to 288 and encodes 95 amino acids. The transcript is spliced from 3 exons. The record is from RefSeq and is a predicted model, not a curated record.
AUGUCUAAAGCAUCAGCAGCCGCUCGUCUCCAAAACGACUUUGGUGCAGACCUUUGGGUCAAGAACCAGGCUCAGGCUCGCCAAGCAACAGCCGGACGAGGCCUCUUUGCCGGCCUCCAAGACGUCAAGCACUACAACGUCGACAAUGGAUGGGCGAAGCGCUCAGCCGCCAACGAACAGCCAGGCCUUAUAGGGCUUCUGUGGAAAUCACCGGUCUUGGCUAUCGGUCUCCUAAUCAAUGAGGACUUGGAGUUUUCAGAUUGGAUUGGAGUUUUAUCUUGGAUUUGA